Oncorhynchus kisutch (coho salmon) is the source of this 1968-nucleotide messenger RNA. RefSeq names its product NFU1 iron-sulfur cluster scaffold homolog (S. cerevisiae) (gene nfu1). Gene Ontology annotation, molecular function: iron-sulfur cluster binding; iron ion binding. The transcript has 8 exons. The record is from RefSeq and is a predicted model, not a curated record. Gene Ontology annotation, cellular component: mitochondrion. Gene Ontology annotation, biological process: iron-sulfur cluster assembly. Bases 547 to 1302 code for a protein of 251 amino acids. Lineage: Eukaryota; Metazoa; Chordata; Actinopteri; Salmoniformes; Salmonidae.
ACACAAUUCCUGGAAGCUGAAAGUGUCCCAGUUCUUCCAUGCCCUGCAUACUCAGAAAUGUCACCCAUUGAGCAUGUUUUGGAUACUCUGGAUCAACGUGUACGACAGCAUGUUCCAGUUCCGGAUAAUAUCCAGCAAGAGGAGUGGGACAACAUUCCACAUGCUAUGUUCAACAGCCUGAUCAACUACGUGAAGGAGCUGUCGCGCUGCAUGAGGCAAAUGGUGGUCACACCAGAUACUGACUGGUUUUCUGAUCCAAGCCCCUAACUUUUUUUUUUAAGGUAUCUGUGACCAACAUAUGUAUGUCUGUAUUCUCAGUCAUGUGAAAUCCAUAGAUUAAGGCUUAAUUUAUUUAUUUCAAUUGACUGAUUCCCUUGUGACUUAUCAUCACAAUCUUAGAAGUUGUUGCAUGUUGCAUUUCUAUUUUUGUUCAGUGUAUACAGGAACCAUGUUUUGGUUCCUACACAAAAUGUGGUUCCAGGGAAAUAAUACAAGGACGGUUUCUUCCUUGGAGUUUACAGGAAAUUGCGUAUAAGCAUCACAAACAUGGCGACUUACAGGCAGGUCGGGAGGUUGUUGGGUAUUUCUGCAAGAAUUUCAAGUCCGCUUGCUGUGCGUGCAUAUCAGUUUGCUGGACUGCAUUGGACUCCACACAACAUUGGUGUUAACAGGAGAUGGUCACUGCCACCAUUUUCAGUUGUAUCUGCAAGGACCAUGUUUAUUCAGACCCAGGACACUCCCAACCCAAACAGCUUGAAAUUUCUGCCUGGUCGCAUGGUCCUUGAACAAGGAACGAUGGAUUUUACUGCACCCCGUGAAGCCUAUUGCUCCCCCCUCGCAAGGCAGCUAUUUAGAAUCGACGGUGUCAAGGGUGUCUUUUUGGGUCCUGACUUCAUAACCAUAACCAAGACAGAUGUAGAUCUGGAAUGGAAGUUAAUCAAACCUGAUGUGUUUGCUGCCAUUAUGGACUUCUUCACAUCUGGACUCCCUGUUGUCAAUGAGGAGGACACCCCUCGUGCAGAUACAGCACCAUCAGAUGAUGAUGAUGAGGUGAUUGCUAUGAUCAAAGAGCUUCUGGACACUCGAAUCAGGCCAACAGUGCAGGAGGAUGGUGGAGAUGUCCUUUAUUGUGGCUUUGAGGAUGGCAUUGUAAAGCUGAAGCUGCAGGGCUCCUGCACCAGUUGCCCCAGCUCCAUGGUCACUCUGAAGAGUGGCAUCCAGAAUAUGUUGCAGUUCUAUGUCCCUGAAGUGGAAGGGGUGGAGCAGGUGAAGGAUGAGCAAGAGGAGGUUGCACAAGGCUGAGUCCAAUGGAAACUACUCAGACCCUAUAGACAUUCCUCUUACCCUCUCCCCUCCUGCAGCCACUCCUGACUCCAGUAUAGCUGAUUAAUCCGCAUCGUAGAGGCUUGUCUAAAGCACAGCAGUGACGAAGGAAGAACUUCGCUGUUAUUUUGAGAGAUUUGUCAUUGGACUUCAUAAGUUCCCAGAGAUUGUCAGCUGUCAACCUUUCUGGCUAUGGGACUCGGUGUGUAAGAGAGGACCCCACCUUGUCUGAAGUAGUGUCCUUGUCCUGCUGUUUUUUUGGGGGGGGGGGAAGGAUUCCAGGCUGAUGGAGUCCACAAACUUUUGUCUGACAAUGUAUUUAUUGCAGUAUCUCAUAUUAUCACACCAUAUAACUCAGUAAGUAUUGGUUAUUAAAAAAACAACUCCAUCUAUAUACAGCACAAAUGUGCAGACUGUAUAAUGUAAAUAAAGUACAUUGAAUUAAGUUUAUGAAAUUAUUUUAUAGAAUUCCCUGAAUAUUGGCUACCAAACCCUUUGUCAAUCUGACGGGAAAAAGUGCACAUGUUGCACGGAUAGAGGAUACUCCUUUUGCCAUUUAUGGUCUGGAGGAAAGCUUGAGUUUGCAUUGCUUUCUAAGUCUGUUAUUGUACAUUUAAAUAAGUGAUUAAAGACAAUUUAUACAUU